AUGAAUCGGUUCCUGAGUGUCCUGAGCAAGCCCGGAACCAGGGCCGAUAUCAAAGGCGUGGCUCCUACUCAGUUCACUGAGAAAGACGGCCUUGCAAUCGAUAAGCCGAACGCCACUGGCUACACACCGAAAAGCAAACCCAGAUUGCUCGAUCGGUGGCUGGAUUUCGUCGUUCGGGUGUCUGGAUCGGAGCCAGUGUUCUUCUUCAUCCUCGCGGGCCUCCUCACCUGGGCCUUGCUUGGGAUCAAGUAUGGGACCACCGACCUCUGGCAAGUCCUGAUCUCCGACAUUCAGGCAAUUGUCAGCUAUGUGUUUGACUCCUUCCUGGUCAGGCAGCAGCUCAACGCAUACGAUGAGGAAAUGACUGUGGCCGCCGAGUUGCAGUCGCGCAUUCUCAGCCACCGCAGGAUGCUGGCGAAAUUGGACCUGGAAACAGACGAGAAAGAUCCAGAGAAGCAAGUCCGUCUGCGGACGGUCGUGGCUCGGUACCGGGACGCUCCUGAAUUCAGUGCAGAGUUACCAGCUGAAAAGCGUUUCGGACGGACCAUCACUUGGUUCUCUCAUGUAUUGGGUCAUCUCGGCACCGUCGCUCUAUACUGGGUUGGCGUCUUCGUCUGGAUUGGCCUCGGACAUCGGGAAGGAUACAGCGACGAGUGGCAGCUGUAUAUGAACUCGGCUUCUUCUGCAUUGAUGGUGUUUGUUUUUGCAUUCCUGGCUAACGUCCGCGAGCGACACUCGGCCUACGCCCUCAGCUGCCUGAAUGCAAUCUUCAAGGUUGAUGCAACGCUCGAAUUUCGCCUCCGGCUCCUCACUAGCGAUAACAUUGACAACGACGUGGUCAUUAUUCCCGCGCCCAAGGUUAGCGGAGUUCAACGUGCCAUCUUCUACUACGCGGAUCUCGUCGGGACUCUAGUCGGGAUUACCAUCCUACUAGUCAUGAUGAUAGUCUGGGUCGCGAUAGGACCUCUACUGCACUUCGACGCAAACUGGUGGCUGAUCAUUGGCACUUACGCCGGUCUCGUUGGCAUGAGUGAUGGCUUUGUCCUCCGAAACUUGCAAGCUCGGCUUCGAGGCUUUGCCGAUCUAGAGUUUGAGAAGGUUGAAGCGGAAGACGACAAACUCUUCGAGAGUGUCGGUCAGGCCAUGCCGAUCAAAGAAGUCGCUGAAAAGCCAGGUCUGACGCAGCGUGUAUCCGAUGCGAUGAAUCGGGUCUGCGCACAUGAGAUCACUGUCGUGGCUGGCUUUCUCACCAUUGUGGGCCUCAUUGCAGGAGCAAGCGCAAUGAAAUGGACAAUGACAGGCCAAUUGCUGUGCAAUGUCCCACCGAGUUUGAUUGAGUCAUUCUUCAUGAUCAUCUUGAUCACAGGUCAUAACUCGGCUGAUGAUCGCAAGCGAGUGGAUCUGCGGAAUCUCUAUGAGAGGCGUCUGCAUCUUCUGGCUCUCGUCAAUGGUGUACAAACACUUCGAGGGGAGAAUGGCUCACAGAGGGACUAG
Molecule: messenger RNA, 1494 nt
Organism: Aspergillus fischeri NRRL 181
Lineage: Eukaryota; Fungi; Ascomycota; Eurotiomycetes; Eurotiales; Aspergillaceae
Exons: 1
Coding region: 1-1494 (497 amino acids)
Biological process (GO): transmembrane transport
Source: RefSeq, a predicted model, not a curated record